CUUGAUCAAACCCAAUUGAGAACCUUGUUACUUUGACAGGCCGGGUAUAUUAAGACAGAUCUCUCCGAUGUGAGAAUUGCAAAAGACAGCAAACAUGUUUUACCUCACGAGUGCGGCCUUGUUGGUCGGCGGUGCAUUUGCCCAAGUCCCCAGCGCCUUGUAUGGCACCUUCUACCCGAAGAACAUCAACACCACGGAAUGGAUUAGCAAUGACACCAUAGGCACUUAUGGCGGCAUCUACCAAGCGGGAACGUACGACUGGAAUGUCGAGAAUAAGACUUAUGGAACCUAUGACUACUGCUUCAUGCCUCACCCGAGGGUGCAAGAGUAUCGACUUCCCGCACCCGUGGCCAAUGGCUCGGUCAAGGCUGAGCUCGUGUAUUUGCAAUACCUGCAACGGCAUCAGAGACGGACGCCUUACAACAUCUUACCCACGGGCGAGAAUCAGCCGUUUGAGUGCGACAACAUCGACACCUACCUCUAUGCUGGGCCUGGCCAGGGUGUGUCCGCUCAAGCGCCUAUCGAUGUUUACGGCGAGACAUACACCGAUCCCACGAAUCCGUUCGUGAAGACGUACAUUCCAGGGACGUGUCAGUAUCCUCAGCUUACCAUCGGUGGUCUUUUGGACGCCUACAUCCAUGCACAGGACCUGUGGGGUGUGUAUGGGGAGAAGCUCGGAUUCUUGCCUUCGUGUCCGGACAACACCACAUGGUUUCGAUCGUCGGAGUCGCCAUUGACCCAGCAGACAGCCGGAGGGGUGCUGCGAGGGAUCUGGCCUUCUUACUCCAAGUCGCUGCCCUUGCAUCAGCAGGCCACGGAUGUUGAUACGGUGAACGAGGGCUUCUCCUGCAGUUACCGCAACACGAUCCUAGCGGACAUUCUCAACACUUCGGCAUGGCAAGCGCAGCUCCAGGCCGCGGCGCCUCUGCUCGCUCAGCUCGAACCCUUCACCGCCAACGACAGCGCUUGGACGCAGACGUUUGAUCAUCUGUCUGAUAAUUUCCAGAGCCGCUUGUGUAAUGGGUAUCAUCUUCCCUGCGCCAUCAAUGACACUUCAGACUGCGUGAGCAUGACCCAAGCGGACGAGGUCUUCCGAACAGGCGAUUGGGAAUGGAAUUAUUACUGGCGAGCCUAUCCCAACGCAAAGACGUACAUCCAGACGGUGGAGGGCCUGUUCAUCCAGGAGAUCCUGGCGCGAUUCGCCGCCGUGGAGGCCGGGACCAACACGAUCAAGUACGAGCAUGACUUUAUCCACGACGGCGACAUUGGACCCGUCGCUGGAGCUCUGGGCAUUUCUUCGCUUCGUUGGCCAGGUAUGGGGAGUAACAUCGCCUUUGAGCUCUGGCGUAUUGAUGGAGGGUCGAUUUAUGCGCGUGUGCUAUACAGUGGGCAGCCCAUGGAGACCAUCUAUGGCCUUCUCGAGUGGUUGCCUCUGUCGCAAUUGGUCGGGAUUUUGCAGGAGUAUGUUCCCGAGAACAUUAUCCAGCUCUGCAAUACGAGUAGUUAGUGAAGCAGAGAUGAGGAAGACAAUAAUACCAUCAGUCUCCUCCCAAAGUGCUUCCACCAGAAAUAGAGUUUCGCAAUUGGUGGCGACGUCCAGUCCGAUCGCGGCUGUUCAAUGUUGAUCACGAG
Messenger RNA from Neohortaea acidophila, 1632 nucleotides. RefSeq names its product histidine phosphatase superfamily. The transcript has a single exon. The record is from RefSeq and is a predicted model, not a curated record. Gene Ontology annotation, biological process: dephosphorylation. Gene Ontology annotation, molecular function: phosphatase activity. The coding region runs from base 95 to 1507 and encodes 470 amino acids. NCBI's taxonomy places the organism in Eukaryota, Fungi, Ascomycota, Dothideomycetes, Mycosphaerellales, Teratosphaeriaceae.